GGGCCCGCCUGGGCAGGUUGCUGCUGCGCGGCAGAGACGCGGGGAGUAGCUAGGGCAGCCGGGUGCCGGCCGGCCGGGGCUGCUGCUCGCAAGCUCUCCUUCGGGCAGGAGGCGCAGCAGCCUGGCGCAGCCCCCGGGAGGGUGUGUCCUUGCUCGCCCACCCUCCUGCUUUGGGGGUGGAGGGAGGAGGAACCAGCCGCGGCAGGAGGAAGUGGAGGCGGCUCGGAAUAGCGGGCAAAUGGAGACGUGAGAGGCAGCAGCAGCAGCGGGGGAAGGAAGCGAGCUGGUCUCUCGCUGCCCGAGCGUGCAGCCCGACGGCCACUGGGGCUCGCCUCUGUAGCCUGGGGUAGAGGCUUGCUCGGGGCUCCGCUGCUGCUUGGGGGGUGCUGCUCGGAGAGCCGCGGCGUUGUGCUCGCUCCGCGGGCUGCUCCAUUAGCGCACGGAGGAGGAUUUCAGAAGGUAGAAGCUUCCCCUCCGCCAGAGGCACCUUCCCACCCAGCCUCUCCGCUUUCCCUUUCCUGGGAGGGCCUGCAAGGGGAUUGCACGCAAGUUACUGCUGCUCAGAGAGCCUGGACCCUACCCGAGCCAGCCAAGCACGGGGUCUGUCUGGGGAAUAUUGCUGGCGGCUUCCGAGACAGCCUCUGAUUUUUGUUGUUGUUGUAAGUCUCUGCUUUAAAACCCAAGUGCAUAUGAAAUAUUAAAGCCCCUCCCCUGGAUUUUCCCGUUUUGCCCCUCUCAGAGUUCCUUGCACCCCAAGGACUGAAUGACUUCCCUCUAGAGACUUCUUUUUUUGGGGAGGGAGGCACCUCCGUACCAAGCUGCUGCAUCUUGUGUACAAGACUUUUCUCUUUCCUCCUUUAAAAAUAACCCCCACCCCCACUCCGCUGGAGGGUAAGGGAAGAUGCAGACCUUUCUGAAAGGGAAAAGAGUUGGUUAUUGGCUGAGUGAAAAGAAGAUCAAGAAGCUGAAUUUUCAGGCCUUUGCAGAGCUCUGCAGGAAAAGAGGGAUAGAAGUCAUACAGAGAUUGCACUGGUGGAGCUGGACUUUAGCUGAAGACCUCAUUUAACAUGUUCUAACCACUGCUUGGAAAACACCUGGUACAGCAGUUGCAUGUCCACUCAAGGUGUUGUAACCGUGAUACAAACGUAGGGGAUUCCAGCCAAGGACUUCAAAAAUCACAACUCGACCUUACCAAACCGAUUGAAGAUCAGGGCCCGUUGGAUGUGAUCAUACAUAAACUGACAGAUGUCAUCCUUGAAGCAGACCAAAAUGACAGCCAGUCGUUGGAGUUGGUUUACAGAUUCCAGGAGUAUAUUGAUGCUCACCCUGAAACCAUCAUCCUGGACCCCCUUCCUGCUAUCCGUACGCUGCUGGACCGAUCCAAGUCUUAUGAGCUUAUUCGGCGAAUAGAGGCCUACAUGCAAGAUGAGAGGAUCUGUUCACCACCCUUUAUGGAGCUGACAAGCGCCUGUGGAGAAGACACCUUGCAGGUCAUAGAGAAGAAUGGACUAGCAUUCCCAUUCAUUUGUAAAACCAGAGUGGCCCAUGGAACCAACUCUCAUGAGAUGGCAAUCAUAUUCAACCAGGAAGGCCUGAAGGCCAUCCAGCCCCCCUGCGUGAUUCAGAGCUUCAUCAAUCACAACGCUGUGCUGUAUAAAGUGUUUGUGGUCGGGGAGUCCUACACUGUGGUAAAAAGACCAUCUUUAAAGAACUUCUCGGCAGGCAUUUCAGAUAGAGAAUCAAUAUUUUUCAACAGCCACAAUGUGUCGAAGCCAGAAUCCUCCUCUGUCUUAACAGCACUUGAUAAAAUCGAAGGUGUGUUUGAACGGCCAAAUGAUGACGUCAUCCGGGAGAUCUCCAAGGCACUGAGACAGGCUCUGGGGGUUUCCCUCUUUGGGAUUGAUAUUAUCAUUAACAAUCAGACCGGCCAGCAUGCAGUCAUUGAUAUCAAUGCAUUCCCAGGUUAUGAGGGUGUCGCAGAGUUCUUCACAGACCUCCUGAACCACAUAGCUGCUGUCCUACAGGGCCAGACACCAGAGGUGACCCAGCUAAACCUCAGCAAACUCCUGGCUGAGCAGACCGGCGGCAUAGUAGGGGAGCGGACAUGCUGUGCUAGUACAGGCUGCCGAAGCGUGGUGGGAAAAGACUCCUCCUGGAUUGUGGAAAGUGAGACCAAUAGCUCAGUAAAGCUGCAGCACCAGAGACUAGGCUGCAACUCUGCAGUGUCCCCCAGCUUUCAACAGCACUGCGUUGCCACGUUGGCAACAAAAGCUUCCUCUCAAUAGCCAGACAAUGCCGUGGACUAAGGAAAAGCCGUGGGGAGUCAAAUCAUGGUCCUAGAAUCAGAGCAGGCUGUAACAAAUUUCUCAUGAUUUAACCCAAUUUGUUGAUGAAAUUAUCUGAAAAGGAGUGGGGAAGAAAAAUGAUCCGGAUACAUUUCAUCAGAUUCCAUUUGCAAAUCUGUAGUGAGCUUGCACAUGCUUGUGUUUUUAACACUAGACCUUAAUGUGGGAGGGUUGCUUUUGCGUUUUGUUUUAGAUUUUAUUUGUAAUCACCAGUGACCAGCAUUUUAAAAUCAGACCUCAUGGAACCGGAAAGAAUUAAAGUUGACAUGGCAUGCGUGACAAUGCUAGAGAUUUUCACCUUUCCAGAGUACUUCCCAUUCCCUCUUUCCAACUGGACCCUUGAAAAGAACAUUUAAGAAAGCUUCAGUAUCAGCAGAACAGGUGUGCUCAGAGCUUCAUUGGCAACUUGCUGAGGGCACUAGGACUGCACCUUAUUUGGUGGAUCAAAACAGAUUGCGGCUGCCCUCCUGUUUAAAACUGAGGUGGAGACUGCAGUUCCAACUCUGGGGUUCUCUUCCUGGAACCGAGUUGUUUAAGAUAAAGGACGCUUCAAAUUGAAUUUCGCCACAAGAAUGCUACCAUGGCAGUAACAAAUCUUUUCUGAUCCAGCAAGGCUUGAGUUUGAAAAGCAAAGGGUGCAUACUACUAGCGGGAGUUGGGUGUCUUGGUAGAUAAAACACUGCUCUUUGUACUUUUGGCUGGCCGUAAGACCCUAUAGCUUAUUAUUUAGCUGAGAAAAUAAUUGUCCUUCCAUUUCACUCAGGCAAAGUGUAGGAAUGCUUUGCUAGAGGGCUAGCAAAUGGAUCCACUUUUACUUUCACAGAGUAGUACACCAGCCUUGCACAUCUUGUAAAUACAUGUGUAAUUCAGAUUUGUAGCCACUAUUCUCCAUUAAUACAUGGCUAUGCAUAAAUCAUUGCUCUCAACAGUGAUUGAACAUGAGCAAAAUUGGAGAGAGCAGGGUUUUGUGUAAGUUAGUGACUUGUGACAGUUUUUCUGAUUUAGAAACUGUUACUAUCUGGGACCGCUAGAGGAAGCGGGGUAGGUAAAUUACAAGAGUAGUGGGUGUACUCAUUUGUGAACUAUAAUACAGUCUGAUCAUACAUUACAGUUGAGAUACCGUAGCAAAACUAAAAUGUAUGUUCUCUUCCUGCAACACAGCAGCAUCUUCUAUCCUUUUAAAUUUCCUGCAGCUUUUGUCAAUCCUGAACACUAAAUUGGAAGUAACUGAAUCAGACAAUGCUGUAAAAGCAGGUUUCAAGCAUACACAUUAUUUUUGUGGGGCUCAUGGCCUUUCCAUCUUUAAGAAAUCCCUAAACUAUGUUCAUGGAGAUGCUAUUAAGAAAGCUUCACCUUAGUUAAGCUCUGGGAUGUGACAGUUCCAUGUUUUUCUAUCUUAAGCAUUUGUAGAGCAGUCAUCACCAUAACACGUUAGCGCCAACUAAUCUAGUAUCUGAUAGCCAGAGUGGUGGGAAGGAACAAGUAGGGGAUGUAAUACAACCUUAGGAUAGUGGAGGGAGCCAGAGCAGGAAGACACGGAGGGAGGAGUGAGCCAAACCAUUUGAAAAAUGCUCACUGCCAUAUAGUGGUGGCCAUCCCUCAUGGAGAAGUCCUAUAGGGUCCUGUAAAAAUCACUCUUAACCUUUCUGUAGGAUUUUAUUGGGGGAGGGGCUAUCAAUUUCUGUUAACUUCUACAAGACUUUUCCAUAAGUAAUGUCAUUCAUCUUUGGGAUUUCAGAGUCAGAUUUGUAUGAAACACGAAUACAGCAAAGUUCCUGGAUUUGUGUAAAAAUCAAUUCUGAAUUGGGCACCUGUCAUAACCCUACUAUGCGUCGAGGCUGCUGAAUAAUUGCUGAAUCCCACCGUUUACUGCAUGUUGUAGGUCCCAGGUGGCAGGGGUGAAAGUGAGGACGACAACCAUAGUUAUGGACUUAAAACAAUUUUCAUGAUUGACCAAACCUUUCUUAGAACCAAGACUGAAAUAAAAUAGACAUCUAAAGGUUCUUUUUUUGAGAUCUUUUCAUGUUUCAAGUAAAGCAAAGAUGCCCUCAGGAAAGAAUUCACCAGUGUGUAUUUUUGUAUGGUACUCUUGUGUAACUGGCGGGUGGAAUGUUUAUAGAUUUGCCAUUUGCUUCCUUUAUUAAAAUGGAAAAAUUUUAAUGGGUGGUGGUGGGAGGAAAAGAAGCGAUGCUUAAUAUGGUUUAGUAACACGAGACCUUUCAAACUAACUGUGUUUACGUGAAUCAGAGUGUUGGAUCCAGUUAAAAUGUCUGUAUGCUGUUUCCUAGUUAUAACAUUGAAUAAGAAUUUAUUUUCCCUGGCUACCUUCUGAAUUUUGGUUGGCCUAUUUUGCACUGCUUUAUUUCUCCAAAAUAAACUACUGAAAUACAAUUGUGCAUUUUACACUUGUUUACAAAUGAUUGUUAAAAAGAUUAUUUUGUAAUUCUCUGAAGCCUUACGAGAUACUUUACCUAUUUAAGUAUAAUCCAGACCUUGGCAAUAAUUAGAAAAUAAGCUUAGUUCACUAGCAUGAUCCCUGACAGGGUCUUUCCAAAAUUCUAUAAUUUAUUUUUAUUUAUCUAGUUUAUUCGUAUCGGUUUAAUUUACUGGGCACAAAUAUCAUGCAAAUAUUCUUUAAUGAUAUAGCAUUACAAUGGGAUUUCCAUAUAAAUAUCAUGUAGAUACAAUCAUGAUAUGUUUCUUCAGAUUGACUCACAAUAGAAUUUUGCUAAUUCACAUGAACAGCUGGGAGACCAAUGAUGAACUAUUGACAUUUGUGUUCAUGUAUCAAGUACACAAACAAAUGCAGCAGAACAAAAAACAAAACAAACCACCCAAGAUUACUUCACUGUAAAGACAUUCAAGCAUGUCCUCAACUUUAAGAAUGUAUUUAAAUCCUUCCCUAUUCAGGAAAACACUUAAACACAUUCAUCACUUUAAACAAGUGUUUAAGUGCUUUUCUGAAUCAGUGCCUUAUUUGGCAAGUGUAGACUAGCUUUAGUUAUGAUGAUGCUUCAUAGUAAACUGCUCAAUGUUCUGUAGUAUAUUUUAUAAAAGUAAUGGAGUCUUAGUAAUAUUAGACCUCACUAUAGUGUCCUUGCUAUUAAAAUUUUCCUGAGAAUUAGGGAGUGACCACUGUUUUCUGUAUGUGAAUUAUAGGGUGUGUGAAUUAGUGAGAUUCUGCUGUGGUUUCGGAUGUUUACAUACUUAUCAUUGUAUGGAUUGAUAUCAUUUCCACGGUAAUUAGAAUGGUCAACUGUUACCCAAAAUGGACCAAAUUCUGUCCUGUUAACUGUUGUAAAUCCUCAGUAACACUAUUAACUUCAUUGGCCUUUCUCCACGUUUACUCUUGUUUGAAUGGAGCAGAAUUGACUGUGACGGUCAAAGUCUUGGUCCUAUUGAAUCCAAUGAUAGUUUUGCAAUUGAAAGAUCAAGAUUUGCCCUUAUGUAGAGAAUACUUGCAUGGUAUUAGAAUAGCCUGCAGUGGAAAGCCGUUACCAUUUAUCCAUCUAUUCACCCGACCGGCUUGAUUUGCCACAUUAUGCUUUGGUUUGUAGUGGUAAAUCAUUCAGAAGAUACAUACUGCUUUAUUCAAAGGGCAGUUUUAAAAUGCAUCCUAACUGUGAUGAUGAUCAGUGGUUAGGGUUAGUGAAAUAGAACAUACACUUGGACUAUGGCAUUUUUCCUUUUGUUUUAUCCACAUGUCUGGGUAUACAAAACCUAUGUGCUUUAGAUGCUGACUGACUGGGCUGGCUGGCUUAUAGGAUGCAUCUUGUAGCUUAUAGACUGUUGAUUUGUAAAUCUAGGCUUUUUUAAAAUCUGAAUGAUAAAGUGGUUCAAAGAUCCCAGUUCUAAAUGCAUGUGCACUUGUAUGUAGGAGAUCUGUUAGAUUUCGGUGUAAUCUUCGGCGGCAGGUUCCACAAACAAAACCACUGGUAAGGUGUGUUUUUGUUUGUUUAUUUCAUUUUCUUUUAAGUAGCUGAAUACACAUUAAGAGCCUGACCCGAAAGGCUAGUCUACACUGGCAAUGUUUUUGCGACUACAGACUAACACGGCUGCUACUCUGAAACUGUCAGUGUUGGUUUGUGUAGUCACGGCAGAAUGCUGGGAGAGAGCUCUCCCAGCGCUCUAAAAAAACACCUCCACGAGGGGCGUAGCUCCCACCGCUGGGAGCACGGCUACCAGUGCUGGUGCACUGUCUACACUGGCACUUCACAGCGCUGAAACUUUCUGCGCUCAGGGAGGUGUUUUUUCACACCCCUGAGCGAGAAAGUUGCAACGCUGUAAAGUGCCAGUGUGGAUAAGCCCUGAGACUUCAAUGGGAGUGGCAAGUGCUAAGGAUCUCCCAAGGUAAAUCCCAAAAUUCUUCAGAUAAUUUAGGACUGUAUCCAAGCAUGAAACAUUCAAUUGGUGUUUUGCACAGAAAUCGGUAUCAGGAUACAGCCAAAAGGCAACAGAGUAAAACUGGCCAAAAGCUUUAGAUGUCUCUGGAAAAAAUAAUCUUUGAUCCUUUCCAGACUUCUCAGUUUUUAGGCAAACAUUUGCUUCACAAAUUGUGAGAGGAGUGGUAGUGUCAAGUGGAUCUGUGUUUUGUUUUGUUUUGUUUUUUUCAAACUAGCUAGCAGCACUAAGCCUGCACAGCUGUGCAGAAUAUCUUGGUGGUGUUUUUUUUAAUGAAUAAACUCUAGAAAUAGUUUCACAGUUACCCCUGUACCCACUUGCAGUAAUUUACUUGCAUUAUCUUUGCUAAUUUUCUUUUUUUUUUCCCUCCCAUUUUGGUAACUGCUGUAUUGUUUUAUAGCCUUUACCUGUAAAUUAUUCACAGUAUUGCAAUACUUCUUAAAAAUUAGAAGUUGAAGAAAACGGUCAGUGUAGAUUAAAAUGUUUCCUUUAAUAUAAUCUCCUUUUACACACACACACUCACUCUUCCUCUCUCUUCCAGAUCAGCUUAUUGAUUUUAUUUGUACCUGCUGCUUUAAUACCAGUGUCAUAGGGAUGUACUCACCAGAAUAGAUCCUUUUGCACCUUCAUUUCCCCACCCACUCUAUGGAUCCUGGCCACCGAAAGCUGAACUCAUGACUGCAUGUGUCUGUUUAUAUUUCCACUAGAUUCAACAAGCUCUCAUGUGGUUAGGGUUUUAAAAUACAUUUAAGUGAAUCUGGUUCUAAAUAGUGCAGUGAAAUCUAUAGUAAAGUAGAGUGGAUGUUAUGGAAUAUUCCAGCACAUAGCAAUGUUCUGGUUGCUGUUUGAUUUAUACUGAACCUCUGCUUGCUGUGAAGCUUUUCUGUAGUGGGAAGACAACGACAUCGCUAUAAGAAGAUUGUGUGUGUGUGAGUGAGAGAGAGAGACAGACCGAGAUAGUCUGAUGGUGUCACGCGGACUUGGAAGUGUGGCUUGAGCCAGUUUGUCAUUAUUUGCACGGGGAGGGAUGGUGAAUAACAAGAAUCCAAAUCCCUUUGCUGGCUUGGAGCUCCUGAUGCGCUGUUUCAUUGGUGCCCUGGAAAACUCCAGCAUCAGCCAUAAUUGCUAAUGAAUAGAGCUCAUAGAAAUCAGGUCUUCCUGUUAAUCCUUUUUAGGAAAUCCAUAUUGUAUUUUCUUUAUCUUCCAUUCCUUCUACAGUAGUUUUCAGAUAUAAAUUAAUUUAACAAUCUUGUAUGUGAAAAGGCAUAUAUAUCUACACAUAUAUUCAAAUUAUAAAAGGGCGCAUCUAUGUAAGUAUAAAAUAGUGACUCCUGUGUUUGAGAUGUUAGCAGCCCAAAGGAAUGAGAGAGUUGUUUAUCUCUUGUAAAAAGUCAGUGCUGUUUAAAAAAAAAAAAAGUAUUAGAUGUAUUUUUUUAAUUAUUUAUUUCUUUGGAUCAUUUAUUUGGUAUUUUACAUGGCUCCUGCAUAUCCCUGUGAGAACCACACGUCCCACUGAAAUGCAGCCAUUCUCCUUACAAAUAAUCCCUUAAAAUCCUACAGCUUUAAAAAAAAAAUCCCUUCAUGUGUGAAUGGAGUUGUAUACCCCCUUUGUUGUCCUCUUAGGCAUGUUUAAAAUUCAGUGUCUCCAGUACAAAGCCACCAGUUCUUGGGACCAUUUUUUUUUUUUUUUUGGUGCGGAGUUUUACGAGUAUGGUAAUGUCCACACAUGAACCAGCUUUAUAGUGUUAACAAGUUUGUUUUUGUGCUUUGAUUCAGUCCUGUUCACAAAUGACUCAUGAA
This is a messenger RNA of Chelonia mydas (Green sea turtle), 8546 nucleotides long. RefSeq names its product inositol-tetrakisphosphate 1-kinase (gene ITPK1). Gene Ontology annotation, cellular component: cytoplasm. Bases 1419 to 2285 code for a protein of 288 amino acids. The transcript is spliced from 11 exons. Gene Ontology annotation, biological process: inositol trisphosphate metabolic process. NCBI's taxonomy places the organism in Eukaryota, Metazoa, Chordata, Testudines, Cheloniidae. Gene Ontology annotation, molecular function: inositol-1,3,4-trisphosphate 6-kinase activity; inositol-1,3,4-trisphosphate 5-kinase activity; inositol-3,4,5,6-tetrakisphosphate 1-kinase activity. The record is from RefSeq and is a predicted model, not a curated record.